Colletotrichum truncatum is the source of this 1539-nucleotide messenger RNA. Its product is annotated as nitrite transporter. The record is from RefSeq and is a predicted model, not a curated record. Gene Ontology annotation, molecular function: nitrite transmembrane transporter activity; nitrate transmembrane transporter activity. NCBI's taxonomy places the organism in Eukaryota, Fungi, Ascomycota, Sordariomycetes, Glomerellales, Glomerellaceae. Gene Ontology annotation, cellular component: membrane. Gene Ontology annotation, biological process: nitrate transmembrane transport; nitrite transport.
AUGGCACUUUCCGUCCUUUGGAAGGCACCUGAGGUGAACCCUAUCAACCGCAAGGCCCGCAGUAUCCCAGUUUUGAACGUCUUCAAUGUCUACGCACGCGCCUUCCAUUUCUCAUGGCUUGGCUUCAUGAUUGCUUUCUGGGCCUGGUACACCUUUCCGCCCCUAUUGACGGUUACGAUCAAGAAAGACCUCAACUUGACCGCUGCCCAAGUCGCCAACUCUAACAUCGUUUCCUUGGUUGCGACCCUAUUCAUGCGUCUAAUUGCCGGCCCCGCUUGCGAUCGAUUUGGCUCCCGCAUCGUCUUCGGUUCCUUGCUUCUCAUCGGCUCUCUCCCCAUUGGUCUCGCACCGCUCGUCAAGGAUGCUACAGGCCUCUACAUCAGCCGCUUCUUCAUCGGUGUUCUUGGUGCGACCUUCGUCCCCUGCCAAGUCUGGUGCACUGGUUUCUUUGACAAGAACGUGGUUGGAACUGCCAAUGCCUUGGCUGGUGGCUGGGGUAACGCUGGCGGUGGUAUCACCUACUUCGUUAUGCCUGCUGUCUACGACUCCUUCGUUCACGCCCGCGGCUAUUCUCCCGGCCAGGCUUGGCGCUUGACUUUCAUUGUUCCCGUAAUCUGCCUUAUUACUUGCGGUCUGGGACUUCUCCUCCUGUGUGAGGACACUCCCACAGGCAAAUGGGCCGACCGUCAUCUCCAUGCCCAGGAGAACCUUCAGUCUCACGGCGUUGACGGUGUUGUUCGAUCUGAUGUUGUUGAUGUGCCUGGGGGCAUAACCGACCGCACUACCAGCUCCAUUUCAUCAGAUGUCGAGAAGAACAGCAGCCACAGCAAAAACGGUGUCAUGACCGAUAACGAGGCACCCCUUUCCCGCUCCGAGAUGGUUGAGACGGCACAUGGCGACACAAUUGUCAACCCUACUUUCAAGGAGUCUAUGAAGGUUGUUUUCUCAGCACAAACCGUCUUCCACGUCGCCACUUAUGGCUGCUCAUUUGGCGGCGAGCUGGCCAUUAACUCCAUCCUUUCAUCUUACUACUUGAAGAACUUCCCCUCCCUCGGUCAGACUGGUGCCAGCAACUGGGCUGCCAUGUUCGGCUUCCUCAACGUUAUCACCCGCCCUGCUGGUGGUGUCGUCUCCGAUCUUCUGUACCGAUUCGGCGGCCAAAACCUCUGGCUUAAGAAGGGAUGGAUUACUGUGUGCGGUGUCCUUACCGGUGCUCUGCUCCUCCUCAUCGGCCACCUUAACCCCCACGACCAGGGUACGAUGUUUGGUCUCAUUUUCCUGAUGGCCGUCUUCCAUGAAGCAGGCAACGGCGCCAACUUCGGUCUCAUUCCUCAUGUCCACGGCCACGCCAACGGCAUCGUCUCUGGUGUGACUGGUGCUGGCGGCAACCUGGGUGGCGUUAUCUUCGCCAUUAUCUUCCGCUUCAUGGAUAACGGCACCAACUACGCCAAGGGCUUCUGGGUCAUUGGAUGCAUCCACAUCGCCGUCAACCUCUUAGUAUCCUGGAUCCAUCCUCUACCCAAGGCCCAGCGCCACUAA